UUUAGGUUUACACGUGUCAUACGUAUUGGUUGUGAAAGUAUUUUAAACAUGGAUAAGAAUUUACUACGAUCUUUGGAUUUAUUAAAAGAGAAUGAGAAACAAAUACGAAAUGACGCAGAACAUGCAUUAUUAACCGUAUGUCAAAAUAUUUUGGCGCAUCCAAAUAACAAACAAUAUCGGGAAGUAAAGCUUGAUCAUCCUAUAGUUACCGCAAAAUUGCUACCUGCUCUUGGAGCUAUCGAAUGUUUAUUUGACAUUGGUUUUGUUGAGACCACUGAUUGUCUUUCUCUACCACAAGAAGCACCACUUUCAAAAUUACAAGCUCUACAAAAUUUGCUUAAUAAAAGCUCUCGUACAAAAAUAUCUGUUAAGAAAAAUGCAACAUUAUACAAUUUGCUACCUCCGACAUCUCUAGAAAAAGAAAAGAAACUUUUCAAAUUUAUUAUAUACCACUUUCAAAGUGUUCUGCGGUAUGAAGAUGCAAGUUUGCAGGAAAAAGCAAAGAAAGUAAUCCCCAUUGUAGAUCUUGAAAUUGCUACUAUGACAAGAAUCAGACAACUGCAUAAACAUGUUAAGUUACAUCAAACUUGUCCAACUGAGGGUGUUGAAAAACAAUACAGUGAAGAUGAUAUAGAUGCUAAAGACUUAUUCCUCAUGGAGCUAUUACAUUGGUUUAAAUAUAAAUUUUUCACGUGGGUUGAUAGUCCAAAGUGUACUGCAUGUUUUUUAGUUUGUGAAAAACAUGAAGUGAUACUGUCUGAUGAUCCCAGAUGUUCAAAAAUAGAAAUACACAAAUGUACUAAUUGUGGAACACUGGUAAAAUUUCCUCGUUAUUCUGACCCGGAACCAUUGUUAACUCGAAGACGUGGACGAUGCGGCGAAUGGGCGAAUGUGUUUACGCUUUUUUGUCGAACACUAGGAUACGAUGCAAGAAUUAUACAUGAUCGAACAGAUCACGUUUGGACAGAGGUAUGGUCCAUACACCAAAAAAGAUGGAUUCAUCUAGAUCCAUGCGAAGAUAUCAUGGAUAGACCAUUGAUGUAUGAAAAAGGUUGGAGAAAAAAACUAUCCUAUAUAAUAGCUUUUUCAAAAGACGAAGUACAAGAUGUUACAUGGCGAUAUACGUGUGAUCAGCUAAAUGUAGAGAAAAGAAGAAAUAUUUGUUCGGAAGUUAAGCUAUUACAAUUCAUUGAAUCGUUGAAUAAAUAUCGUCAAUUUUCUCCAAACUAUAGUGCCUUUCGUAGGCAAUACGUGAUAAAACGAAGGCUUUUAGAGCUCGCGGAAUUGAUAUAUGUGCCCAAUCAACAAGAUUCAGAUGAUGACGAGAAUUACAAAGGGCGAUCCACGGGUUCUUACGAAUGGAGACUAGCGCGGGGAGAAAUUUCUAAGUCAAGUUCAAAAAUAGGAUAUUCUUGGGAUAUUUCGAAAUACGGAGAGUCAUUUCAUCUGCAAUACUCCAUCGUUAAAGAUAUAUAUACGAUAACAGAUAAUGAUGGUAAAAUAUUAAUGGAUAUGUCUGAUUGGCAAAAUGGAGUGGAUGAGAUAGAAGGUGGAAUGUUCCGUAAAGUCGAAUACGAUUGGAAAAUCGUCUAUUUAUCUCGUUCUCUAACAGCCAUUUCCGGUAAUAUAAAAUGGUGCUUCGUAGUUGAGAAUCCAAAUCUAUACAUAAGAACGUUCCAUUUACAAGCUACUAUAAAAGAAUUUAAAACUGGUAACGUGUCGUGGAAGAUAGAAGCAUUUUUUGACAAUGCAAAUCAAAAUAAAUCUGUUGUUUUACCUAUUAGCGAUUGUUCUGAUUACUCCACGGAUCAAUUGAAAGGAACAGUAAAAUUAAUUCUCACAGCAACUGUUUUCGGUGGUGAAGAUGAUCAAGCAUGGCAACAUGCACAACUUUUUAGACAAAGUUUGGAAACUAAAGAUGAUCGAUCUUUAGUAAUAGACAUUGAAUUGGAAAAUCGGUAA
Molecule: messenger RNA, 1962 nt
Organism: Eufriesea mexicana
Lineage: Eukaryota; Metazoa; Arthropoda; Insecta; Hymenoptera; Apidae
Gene: Pngl
Product: N-glycanase Pngl
Exons: 6
Coding region: 49-1962 (637 amino acids)
Biological process (GO): glycoprotein catabolic process; protein deglycosylation
Cellular component (GO): cytosol; cytoplasm; nucleus
Molecular function (GO): peptide-N4-(N-acetyl-beta-glucosaminyl)asparagine amidase activity
Source: RefSeq, a predicted model, not a curated record